GUAGCAGCAGCAGCAGGGGGCCAUAAGUGAGAGCGGCGCUCUCUGGGCACUUUGGGCGUCGAUUAGGGGCAGCCUGGCGCGGCCACUAUGGCACAGGUGAGUCGAGGACGCAAAGACAGGCACGAAUCAUGGCUGUCUGUCUGUUUGUUGCCUCGUUUGACUUUUGGUGUCUUGUGCUGUGGCUGUGUGUGCGCGUGUGGAUCAGUAUGGGAAGAAGGAGUAUUGGGACGAGCGGUAUACCAAGUAAGCAAAUGGGAAAACGGAUGCUCACGUGGACAAAGGAGUGCGUCGGCGUACAUGCCGCUCAUGGGCUCUCUCUGCGUGUGUGGAUGAUAUGUGUGUGUCAGGGAUCCCGAUGCGUUUGAUUGGUACCAGCGGUAUCCGGCGUUGAAGGAGAUCCUGGGCGACCUGGUGCAGGUCUCGCACAAGAUACUCAACGUCGGAUGCGGCAACUCAAGUACGCACAACACACACAAGGACCAGAACGACACACAGAGAGAGGGAGGGUGGGUGUGUAUUCCUGGACGUGACUGACGUAUCAGGGUUGUCUGAGGACAUGUAUGAGGACGGGUACCACAGUAUAGAGAACGUUGACAUAUCGAGCAUCGUCAUCAAGGGCAUGCAGGAGAAACACGCAGACAAACCCGGAAUGGCAUGUAAGACAGAAGACCGUCGGGGACACAGCCCAGCCCACCCAACGCUCUGUGUGUCCGUGUGUGUGUUUCGGUGUGUGUGCUGGUCGGUCGGUGUCUGUCAGUUCGUCAGAUGAAUGUGUUGGACAUGAAGGAGUUUUCUGACGGCCAGUUCGACACGGUUAUCGAUAAGGGCACCAUGGACAGCAUUCUGGUACGGCGGUGCCUGCAGAGAGAGCAUGGCGUCAAAGCAAUGCAUGGGGGGCAGAGCAGAGAGCACCUGGGCUGAGGCGAGCAGACAGAGGCGUCGGUCGCCGGACUGGAUGUCUGUCUGCUGUCUUGCGUCCAUCAGUGCGGGCAGGAUUCGACGCGCAACGUGCAGACGAUGCUCAAGGAGAUAUUUCGAGUGCUCAAGUAAGUAACCAACCAGGUGGAGCAGACGCACGAAUGGGCUGUGCGUGUGUGAUGAUUGCUCACAUGUGUCAGGCCAAGUGGUCAGUACGUCUGCGUCACGUAUGGGCAGCCAUCGUACCGGAUGACGUACCUGCAGGUGGGGGUGUGUGUGUUACAUUGAUUUAAUUGCUUCUGGGAUGCAUGUGUGUGUGGGUUUCUGUCUGUCUUGCGUGGCGUGCAGCGUCCCGAGUUGGGGUGGAAGGUUGACAUCAAGACGGUGCAGAAACAGACCAUGGCCGUCUCAGGUGCGGGGCGGUGCGUGCGAGGCUGUGGCCGGGGCCCCCCCCACACACACAUCACAUCAGUCAGUGUCUUGUGUUCUGUUUGCCCUGUCUGUCCUCUGUGCUGUGUGUAUCACACAGCCAACAUCCAGGCAGACGAGAAGGACAACGUCCACUACAUCUACGUCUGCACAAAGGUCGGUCGGCGUGUAAACCAGACAGACAGACAGACAGACCAACAGACAGACCAACAGACAGACGGACGGACAGGCUGCUCUGCUCUGCGUGUGCCUUUGUGGAUGGCUGGAUUGGAUGAGUGCAGACGGCAGAGGGUGAGCACAAGAUCCCGAUGGACUCGGAGAACAGCCCCACAGAAGAGGUCGUCGCGUGAUCUGAUCUGAUCGGGCUGGGCUGGCUGGUCGGACCGACUGACUACCCAGCCCAAGACACUGACAUACGAGUGCAUGCGAAGCGAAUGCACACCUAGUGUGGUACACCUCUCUCUAUGCUCAUAUAUGUGGUGGAUCGAUCUGAUGUGUGUGGUGUGCAACACGAGAUGAGAUGGAAUGACUGACACGGGGUGGACGACAUGCAUGCCGGCUGGCCGGCCCUUUCCCCCUCCCCUCACAGAGAGAACAGAGGCAGGCCAGGUGUGUGUGUUGAUAUGCUUGAUGGUGACCAACGACAGACAGAUCGACGUACGAGUACUUAGUAGUCUUCGUAAAGGGAAGGACGGACGGCCGGAUGCAUGGUGAAUUCGAUCGACAUGAGUGCUUGCUUGUCUGCGGGGGCAGGGUGUGUGGGGGUUGACCUACUCCGCUGCUUGCUGCUUGCUGGUCUGGUUGUGCGCCUGCGUGGGCUUCCUUCCUUGUGUGACCGACGUUUCAAUGCAAUGCCCCCAUCUAUUCUAUGAGUGUGUGUGUGAUGUGUAAAGCCCUUGGUUGUUUGUUCGUUCCCUUCCCCACCGACCACAACGUGCAGUGCAAUGCAUCAAUGCAUCAUUGGAGUGUAUGAGCAACAGGGAGGGAUACACUCACACAGAAAUGAGUCCACAGUCACCGAUCAAGCGUGUGCC
Vitrella brassicaformis is the source of this 2381-nucleotide messenger RNA. The record is from the annotation of a GenBank genome assembly. Lineage: Eukaryota; Vitrellaceae.